UGCUCUCCGGACUGGCGCUGGGCUGCGGGAACGCUUCGCCUUGGCCACCGGCUGCUGUAGCGAGGGAAGGGCGCUGCGCUCCGAAAGCGCACCACGGAGAGCCGGCACGGACCGCGGCGCGGCGCCUCCCUUCCCAGCCCGGCCGCCAUCCCAGCCCAGAGGCUGAAGCGGCGCUUCGCGUCCCCCCAGUCGCGGCUGCCGGCGGCCGAUGAAACCGGGACUGUGAGCCGAGGAGGACCGCGCGCCUAUUGUUCCUGCGGCCACCGGCUGCGGGCGCUUUUUGGAGGAGCGCUUCGGGCGCAGCCGGCGGGACCUGUUGGUGUAGCUCUGGCCGUAGGCAGAGUAGGGGGGCCGUCCCCCCCUCCGGCUUCCUUCUGCGGGAGCGGGCCGAGCCAGCGCGCAUUUGAAGAACUGAUCGAAGAGAAGAAGUGAAGCUUCCGCUCCCAGUUGCAAACCAGACACCUGAGCUCAGAGUCCUCAUGGAGUGUGAGAGUUCAUUCGCCAACAAGUAGCAGGAGAACUGGGAUGCUUACCUGGAAGUCCCUCGUUCUUUGGGCUGUGCUGGUCACAGCCACGCUGUCCAUUGCAAGGCCGGCACAAACCCUGCCAGAGCAAGUUCUGCCCAAAGCAAGCAUUGAAGUGGAGUCUUACUCAGCUCACCCUGGUGACCUCCUCCAGUUGCGCUGCCGGCUACGUGAUGAUGUUCAGAGUAUCAACUGGGUACGAGAUGGGGUCCAGCUGUCAGAAAACAACCGGACGCGCAUCACAGGGGAGGAGGUAGAGGUCAGGGACGCCGUGCCUGAGGACUCAGGGCUGUAUGCCUGCAUGACCAACAGUCCCUCGGGAAGCGAAACCACCUACUUCUCCGUGAAUGUCUCAGAUGCUCUUCCUUCUGCCGAAGAUGAUGACGACGAUGACGAUUCCUCCUCAGAGGAGAAGGAGACAGAUAACUCCAGACUAAACCAAGCCAUAGCUCCCUACUGGACAUACCCCGAAAAAAUGGAGAAGAAACUUCAUGCUGUUCCUGCUGCUAAGACAGUGAAAUUUAAGUGCCCGUCCAGUGGGACACCCACUCCUACACUGCGCUGGCUGAAGAAUGGCAAGGAAUUCAAACCUGAUCAUCGCAUAGGCGGAUACAAGGUCCGCCAUGCAACCUGGAGUAUUAUCAUGGACUCGGUGGUGCCAUCGGAUAAAGGCAACUACACCUGCAUUGUGGAAAACAAAUACGGGACCAUUAACCACACCUAUCAGCUUGAUGUAGUUGAGAGAUCUCCGCAUCGCCCUAUCCUACAAGCAGGGCUUCCAGCUAACAAGACUGUCUCCUUGGGUAGCAAUGUAGAAUUUGUUUGCAAAGUCUACAGUGACCCUCAACCCCAUAUCCAGUGGUUGAAGCACAUUGAAAUCAAUGGAAGCAAAAUUGGGCCAAGUAGCUUGCCUUAUGUGCAGGUUUUGAAGCAUUCGGGAAUUAAUAGCUCUGAUGCGGAGGUGCUGACCCUGUAUAAUGUGACAGAGGCUGAAAGCGGGGAGUAUGUUUGUAAGGUUUCCAAUUAUAUUGGUGAGGCUAACCAGUCUGCGUGGCUCACCGUCACCAGACCCAUGGCUGCAGAUAUUGACGACAAGCCUGCUAUGAUGACCUCCCCUCUCUACCUGGAGAUCAUAAUUUACUGCACAGGGGGCUUCCUCAUCUGCUGCAUGAUUGUAACCGUUAUCCUAUACAAGAUGAAGAGCACCACAAAGAAGACGGACUUCAACAGCCAGCUGGCCGUGCAUAAGCUGGCAAAGAGCAUCCCCCUGCGCAGACAGGUGUCGGCUGACUCAAGCUCCUCCAUGAACUCUGGAGUGAUGCUUGUGCGUCCCUCACGGCUUUCCUCCAGUGGGACCCCAAUGCUCGCGGGUGUCUCUGAGUAUGAGCUGCCAGAAGACCCUCGCUGGGAGCUGCCCAGAGACAGGCUGAUCCUGGGCAAGCCACUGGGAGAAGGCUGCUUUGGACAGGUUGUGCUCGCUGAGGCAAUAGGUCUUGACAAGGACAAACCAAACCGUGUGACUAAAGUGGCGGUGAAGAUGCUGAAGUCUGACGCCACUGAAAAGGAUCUGUCUGACUUGAUCUCUGAAAUGGAGAUGAUGAAGAUGAUUGGCAAGCACAAGAAUAUCAUUAACCUCCUUGGAGCUUGCACUCAGGAUGGCCCGCUCUACGUGAUAGUGGAGUAUGCGUCCAAAGGGAACCUGAGGGAAUACUUGCAGGCUCGGCGGCCCCCAGGCAUGGAAUACUGCUACAACCCUACCCAUCUCCCAGAGGAGCAGCUCUCCUUCAAAGACUUGGUCUCCUGUGCAUAUCAAGUCGCCAGGGGCAUGGAAUAUCUUGCAUCCAAAAAGUGCAUCCACCGAGAUCUGGCUGCCAGGAACGUGCUGGUGACCGAAGACAGUGUGAUGAAGAUUGCUGAUUUCGGCCUGGCUCGAGACAUUCAUCACAUAGAUUACUACAAGAAGACAACAAAUGGUCGCUUGCCGGUCAAGUGGAUGGCCCCUGAGGCUUUGUUUGAUAGGAUAUACACCCAUCAGAGUGAUGUGUGGUCUUUUGGCGUUCUGUUGUGGGAGAUCUUCACACUGGGUGGAUCACCGUACCCUGGUGUGCCAGUGGAAGAGCUCUUCAAGCUGCUGAAAGAGGGGCAUCGGAUGGACAAGCCAAGCAAUUGCACCAAUGAACUGUACAUGAUGAUGCGAGAUUGCUGGCAUGCUGUUCCUUCCCAGAGGCCCACCUUUAAGCAGCUGGUAGAAGAUUUAGAUAGGAUUGUGGCCAUGACCUCUAACCAGGAAUACCUGGAUCUCUCCAUGCCACUGGACCAGUAUUCUCCCAGUUUUCCAGACACCCGCAGCUCAACCUGCUCUUCAGGAGAGGACUCUGUAUUUUCCCAUGACCCCCUCCCAGAUGAACCUUGUCUCCCCAAACACCCACCUCAGCUUGCCAAUGGCGGACUCAAAAGGCGCUGAUACAAUGGCUUCCGUAUGACACUUGCAAGCCCUCCGUGCAUAUGAGUGCGAUGUGUUUGUGUAUGAACGAGUCAGUGUGUGUGUUAAUGAGUGAAUGCACGCACCCAUGCACUUCACUUCCAGCAGGGCUGGUGGAGGGCCACUUGGGCAGCCAUCAGUCAUCUUUGGCUAUUGUAUUAAUGAAUUGUGGAGAUUUCAUUCUGAAUCAUCAAACCCUCACCAUCCAUCGUCUUCUUCAACGCUCCAUUAUUGCAAUCCAUUGACAUUUGGAAGAGGCAUUUGCAGAAAAUCUGCGUUUGAGUAUUUCCCCCUGGAUUAAAGCUGAGCUACCUUCCCUGUCCCCUCCCCCCAUGUUGGCCAGUGCCUAAACAAAACAAAGAGACCCAGAGACUGUCACUUCUCUGAAAGAGACUCUGGGAAGAAUUACAUUCCCUGGAGAAGAGGAGCUUUUCUUUCUUUUCUCUUUCUUACUUGCAAACCCAAGGAACCAACCUCGAACAACUUAAUAAGCUAACAGCAGGACUGGGAUGCAGAGCCCUUUUGCUCCACAGCCCACUGGAUCCGGCUGGCAACGGGCAGGUUUUAAUGCAGUCAAGUGCCAUCUGCAACAAACGGGGGGGGGGGGUGCCUGUUGGUAGGGGAUAUGGUUUCCAAACCAGUGUCACCACCGACACCUUCUUAAUUCCACUACUCUGUGCUUUGCUGAUCAAACCAGUCAGGUACAAAAUCUGUGCAGCACUGGGGUAAAGUGGCAGCCCAACUAAACCAGUGCUAUGAGGACAAAAAAAAAUGAAACAGAUCUUAUGUGUACAUAGCUGCAAAAUGUAUAAAUAUGAAUAUAUAUUUACAUGUCUUUUAAAAAAAAGGUUGUUACCAGAGAUAAUAUCACUUUGGUAGUAAGUUACCUAGUGGCUGGUAGGUAUCAGUUGCUAUAUUAAAAAAAAAAACCAAAUCAUAUAUUUUGCUACUCUUGCUGGGGUUUUGUUUUAUUUUGUUUUUAAAUUAUGUUCUAAAACUUAUUUCAGUUUAGGUACUUCAAUAAAAUUGCUGCUGCUUCAGUUUUAUAUGAGGUUAUAUUAAACAGUGAUUUGAUGCCUUUUGGAAGUACAUUGUGAAAUAAACAGUAUCUUCCUUU
Messenger RNA from Eublepharis macularius, 4123 nucleotides. RefSeq names its product fibroblast growth factor receptor 1 (gene FGFR1). Gene Ontology annotation, biological process: positive regulation of cell population proliferation; fibroblast growth factor receptor signaling pathway; multicellular organism development. Bases 526 to 2988 code for a protein of 820 amino acids. Gene Ontology annotation, cellular component: membrane; signaling receptor complex. Gene Ontology annotation, molecular function: fibroblast growth factor receptor activity; ATP binding; fibroblast growth factor binding. The transcript has 18 exons. NCBI's taxonomy places the organism in Eukaryota, Metazoa, Chordata, Lepidosauria, Squamata, Eublepharidae. The record is from RefSeq and is a predicted model, not a curated record.